Anisakis simplex (herring worm) is the source of this 330-nucleotide messenger RNA. The record is from the annotation of a GenBank genome assembly. Lineage: Eukaryota; Metazoa; Nematoda; Chromadorea; Rhabditida; Anisakidae.
GAUGAACAAAUGUCAAGCGAAGUUGAUUAUGCGAGAUUAUCAUCUGAAAAUCGUGAACUGAAGGCGCAAAACGAACGACUGGAUAAUGAAUUGAAUUCCCUCAAAGAUCGAUUGUUUGUAUUAGAAAAAGAAAAAUUGGACAAUGAAAUCGAAGUGUCGGAAGCAAAGCAACGGAAUGCUCUAUUCAUGGAUCUGGACGAAGAUUGGAAGAAAAAAGAAACCGGUUUUAUUGAAAGGAUUAAACAGUUGGAAAUUUCGCUCGCUAAAACCGACGCCGAAAAGUUCGACGACCUUCACAAUGAGGUAAAAUAUCAUGAGAUCUCAGUUUGA